AUGGCGCCCGGACUGUUAGGUUUGUGCGCUCGCCGCCUUUUGGCAGCAGCGGCGACCCGAGGGCGCCUGGCCGCCCCGGUUCGCUGGGAAUCCAGCUCUGCUAGGGCUGUGAUCGCUCCGCCCGCCGCGGCGGGGAAGCGGGAGCCGGAGCCGACAGUGCGCUGGCAGGAGGACCCAGAACCGGAGGACGAAAACCUCUAUGAGAAGAACCCUGACUCUCAUGGCUACGACAAGAACCCCGUUCUGGAUGUCUGGAACAUGCGGGUCGUCUUCUUCUUCGGCGUCUCCAUCGUCUUGGUCUUUGGCACCACCUUUAUGGCAUAUAUGCCCGACUACAGGAUGCACGAGUGGGCCCGCCGGGAAGCUGAAAGGCUUAUAAAAUACCGAGAGGCCAAUGGCCUUCCCAUCAUGGAAUCCAACUGCUUUGACCCCAGCAAGAUCCGGCUACCAGAUGAGGAUUGA
Molecule: messenger RNA, 462 nt
Organism: Pipistrellus nathusii (Nathusius's pipistrelle)
Lineage: Eukaryota; Metazoa; Chordata; Mammalia; Chiroptera; Vespertilionidae
Source: the annotation of a GenBank genome assembly